Molecule: messenger RNA, 6642 nt
Organism: Sinocyclocheilus anshuiensis
Lineage: Eukaryota; Metazoa; Chordata; Actinopteri; Cypriniformes; Cyprinidae
Product: unconventional myosin-XVIIIa-like
Exons: 44
Coding region: 214-6558 (2114 amino acids)
Biological process (GO): actomyosin structure organization
Cellular component (GO): myosin II complex; cytoplasm; myosin filament
Molecular function (GO): ATP binding; cytoskeletal motor activity; actin filament binding
Source: RefSeq, a predicted model, not a curated record
UGCUCGCCUGCUCACGUUCAGCUGCGCCCAUCUAGAGGAUAGAGCGAACAGAAAAAAUACCGUUCCCUGCCCAAAACUGGAUUCUCACAACGGGAGCCAUAAUUAAUCCAUUCUGGAUGUACAGAAGCCACUCUGUCUCUGUAUGGAAAAAUCGCUUGCUUGUGAAAACAUUGAUGCUUCUGUAGUGGAACGUAGACUACUUUUGGGGACAGUAUGUUCAACCUGAUGAAAAAAGACAAGGAGAAGGAUGGCGUCAGGAAGGAGAAAAAAGACAAGAGAGACCGGAGGGAACGGAUGUCAGCAGCUGAGCUCCGAAGCCUGGAUGAGAUGAGCAUGAGACGGGGUUUCUUCAACCUCAACCGGAGCUCCAAACGGGACUCCAAGAACAAGUUGGAGAUCUCGAACCCGAUACCUAUUAAAGUCGCCAGCAGCACUGAGCUCAACCUGACCGACAUAGAGUCGGAUGGCCUCAGUAACCGCAGCAGCAUGGUCCUGGAUGCAGAUCAGCUCAGCGCAGCCAGUUCCAGUGACGAUCUGAAGGGUGAUUACGGCCAAGAUGGCCACCGGAGCUCUGUCAAGGAGCGGGCGGCCAGGUUCGGCUCCCUCGCCAUUCAGAACUCGCAAAUGGGUUCCAUCAUAAAGCGAUUCUCCUUUUCUCAGAGGAAUAAAGAAGAAAGUCCAUCCGAAGGUUCCACACCUUCUGGGCAGAACUCGACUGCCCCGUCUCCACAGGUAGAAACCAAGAUCUUUGACCCCCAACGUAAGCCAAGUGUCCAGCAUCAUCAGCAACAGCCUUCUACUGGGAAAAAGGUGCAGAUUCCUGAGAUUGUGGAUAAGACGUUUCCAGCAGACCUCCGCUUGCCUGCUGUUGUGCCACCGCAGACGCCUGAAGUUCGGGAGCUGGUUCUUCAGAGGCGGAACACUGGGGAUUUUGGGUUCUCCUUGCGGCGCACCACCAUGUUGGACCGUGGCACGGAUGGAGGGGUAUAUCGCAGAGUGGUCCACUUUGCGGAACCAGGUGCUGGUACCAAGGACCUGGCUCUUGGUUUGGUUCCCGGAGACCGGCUGGUGGAGAUCAAUGGGCGAAAUGUGGAGAACAAGAACAGGGAUGAGAUCGUGGAGAUGAUUCGGCAAUCAGGUGACACGGUUCGGCUGAAAGUUCAGCCCAUCCUGGAGCUAAGCGAGCUGAAUCGAUGCUGGCUGAGGAACACCGAAGGGCUGCGGCGGGAAGCAUUUGACCUGGAACCUGUGGCCAGUGCCUCUGUGUCGUCUCAGGUACAGGGCCCCUCUGGGGACGGCUCUUCCCCCACUUCGCCCCUCCAUGGCUUGGCCGGAGUGUGCGCUCGCGUGGCCUGUUGGAGUGGACAGGUGGAGGAGGAUCCCGUGGCAAUCCUAAAGGCAGACCAUGCUGCUGCCGCCCAUUCUAAGGUGAAAACAGAAGAGCAGAUAGCUGCAGAGCAAGCAUGGUACGGUUCGGAGAAAGUGUGGCUGGUCCACAAGAAUGGAUUCUCUCUGGCCACUGUGGUGAAGACAGAGACUGGCAGUCUACCAGAGGGGAAAGUGAAAAUCAAACUGGAGCAUGAUGGGACAGUACUGGAUGUGGACGAGGAUGACAUAGAGAAGGCGAACCCCCCGUCAUUUGACCGCUGUGAGGACUUGGCAGCUCUGCUCUACCUGAAUGAGACCAGUGUCAUGCAUUCCUUGCGCCAGCGCUAUGGAGGAAAUCUCAUCCACACAUACGCAGGAUCCAACAUGGUGAUCAUCAACCCUACCAGCGCCCCCUCAAUGUACUCAGAGAAGGUGAUGCACAUGUUCAAAGGCUGUCGAAGAGAAGACACAGCCCCUCAUAUAUAUGCAGUAUCCCAAUCCGCCUACCGAAACCUUUUGACAACACGACAGGACCAGUCCAUCGUGCUGCUGGGAAAGAGCGGCAGUGGCAAGACCACAAACUGCCAGCAUUUAGUCCAGUACCUGGUGUCCAUCGCUGGCAGCACUGGAAAGAUCUUUACUGCUGAGAAAUGGCAAGCGGUCUACACAAUCUUAGAGGCCUUUGGAAACAGUGCCACCUCCAUGAACAAUAACGCAAGCCGCUUCUCCCAAAUCGUCUCACUGGAUUUUGACCAGGCUGGUCAGGUGGCCUCAGCCUCCAUUCAGACCAUGCUGCUGGAGAAGCUGAGAGUGGUAAAACGACCAGAGACUGAGUCCACUUUUAAUGUUUUUUAUUACAUGAUGGCUGGAGCUGACAGCACACUUAGAACGGAGUUGCAUUUUAACCACUUUGCAGAGAACAGUGCUUUUGGGAUUGUGCCUCAAACUAAGUCUGAGGACAAGCAAAAGGCAUCACAACAGUUCACUAAACUGCAGGCAGCUAUGAAGGUGUUGGGCAUCUCUUCUGAUGAACAGAAAGCUCUGUGGCUCAUCCUUGGAGCCAUAUACCACCUUGGAGCUGCAGGGGCCACAAAAGAGGCUGAUGAAGCGGGCCGGAAGCAAUUUGCACGUCACGAGUGGGCACAGAAGGCAGCUUACCUCUUGGGUUGCACCCUAGAAGAGCUCUCGUCUUCUAUUUUCAAACACCAGCCCAAAGGAACCUUACAGAGAUCCACUUCAUUCCGCCAGGGACCAGAUGAUGUUGGGACAGGAGACAACUCAGCUCCAAAGAUCACCGCUCUGGAGUGUCUGGAGGCCAUGGCUGCUGGACUCUACUCUGAACUCUUUACUCUGGUCAUCUCACUUGUUAACCGAGCGCUGAAGUCGAGUCAACAUUCCCUGUGCUCUCUGCUUAUUGUGGACACACCGGGAUUCCAGAACCCAAAGUUAGCCAAGCGAGACCGUGGAGCCACCUUUGAGGAGCUGUGCCACAACUACACCCAAGAACGUCUCCAAACGCUUUUCCACGAACGCACUUUUGUACAGGAGCUAGAGCGCUACAAGGAGGAAAACAUAGAGCUUGCAUUAGAUGACAUAGAGUCCAGUACAUCACUGUCUGUAUCAGCUAUAGACCAAGCCUCCACUCAAGCAUUGGUACGGACCUUGGCCAGGACAGAUGAGGCGAGGGGCCUGCUGUGGCUGAUGGAGGAAGAAGCUCUGCAGCCCGGGGGCUCGGAGGAAACUCUACUGGAGAGACUCUUCAGUUAUUACAGCCCUGUGGAUGGAGAGAGCAAAGGCCCUGCCCUGCUGCUGAAGAGUGAGAAGGCACAUCACUUCCUGUUGGGUCACAGCCAUGGGACUGACUGGGUGGAGUAUGAUGCUAGCGGCUGGUUGAGCCAUGCCAAACAGAAUCCUGCCUCUCAGAAUGCAGCCAUUUUACUGCAGGACUCUCAGAAGAAGAAUAUCAGCGGCUUGUUUAUGGGGCGUUCAGGGGCUGCCACAGUUUUGUCGGGCUCUAUUGCUGGGCUUGAGGGCGGAUCACAGUUGGCCCUGCGCAGGGCCACAAGCAUGAGAAAGACCUUCACCACUGGCGUGGCCGCUGUUAAAAAGAAGUCCCUCUGCAUCCAGAUUAAACUGCAAGUGGAUGCGCUGAUAGACACUGUGCGGCGAUCUAGGGUGCACUUCGUGCACUGUUUGCUGCCUAAAACGGAGACUUCGGCUGGGGAUUUGAAGGUGCUGGGAGGACCCUCAUCUCGGUCUGGGGAGAUAGUGGCACACGGAGAAAGCUGUGACAACGGCCUCAUGCAGCUGGAUGUGUGCUUGCUCCGGGCACAGCUGCGCGGCUCCAAACUGCUCGACGCCCUGCGUAUCUACCGCCAAGGUUAUCCCGAUCAUUUGGUCUUUUCGGAGUUCCGUCGCCGCUUUGAUGUGCUGACUCCCCACCUGACAAAGAAACAUGGGCGGAACUACAUCGUAACCGAUGAGAGAAGGGCUGUCGAAGAGCUGCUGGAGUCUCUUGAGCUGGAAAAAAGCAGUUAUCACAUGGGCUUGAGCAGGGUGUUCUUCAGGGCAGGUGUUUUGGCUAAGCUAGAGGAGCACAGAGAUAUUCAGACCAGACGCAACAUCACCCUGUUUCAGGCAGCGUGCAGGGGCUACUUGGCCCGACAAGCCUUCAAGAAGAGGAAGAUCCAGAACUUGGCAAUCCGCUGCAUUCAGAAAAACAUCAAGAAGAACCGGGGUGUGAAAGGCUGGCCGUGGUGGAAGCUCUUCACCACCGUCCGUCCUCUCAUCGAGGUUCAGCUUACAGAGGAACAGAUCCGUGGCAAAGACGAGGAAAUUCAGCAACUCAGGUUGAAGCUGGAGAAAGUGGAGAAGGAGAGGAAUGAGUUGAGACUCAAUAGUGAUCGACUGGAAAGCAAGAUCACAGAACUCUCAUCAGAGCUCGCCGAUGAGCGCAACACAGGCGAAUCCACCUCGCAGCUGCUGGAGUCCGAGACCUCGGAGAGACUGAGGCUCGAGAAAGACAUGAAGGAUCUACAGGCCAAGUUUGACGCUAUGAAGAAGCAGAUGGAGUCUAUGGAGAUGGAGGUGAUGGAGGCACGACUCAUACGGGCAUCAGAGCUCAAUGGGGAAAUGGACGACGAUGACACUGGAGGAGAAUGGAGGCUCAAGUAUGAGAGAGCCAUCAGAGAGAUCGAGUUUACCAAGAAGAGACUCCAGCAAGAGUUCGAUGACAAACUAGAAGUGGAGCAGCAAAACAAGAGGCAGCUGGAGAGAAAGCUGACAGACCUGCAGGCGGACAAUGAAGAGGUGCAGCGCGUGGCGCAGCAGCUGAAGAAGAAAUGUCAGAGACUGACAGCCGAGCUGCAGGACACCAAACUGCACCUGGAGGGGCAGCAGAGCCGCAACCACGACCUGGAGAAAAAACAGCGAAAGUUUGACUCAGAGCAGACUCAGGCUCAGGAGGAGGUGCAGAGAGAGAAGAGUCAGCGGGAGAAACUGAGCAGAGAGAAAGGCAUGCUGACCGGGGAAGUGUUCAGCCUUAGACAACAACUGGAGGAUAAGGAUCUGGAGAUAUGUGCUGUCAAUCUGAAGCUCGAGCAAAUGGAGGCCGAGCUUCAAGAUCUGAACUCGCAGGAGACAAAGGAUGAAGCAUCACUGGCCAAGGUUAAAAAGCAGCUUCGUGACCUUGAGUCAAAGGUCAAAGAUCAAGAAGAAGAGCUUGAUGAACAGGCUGGAACCAUUCAGAUGCUGGAGCAGGCCAAGCUCCGUCUGGAGAUGGAGAUGGAGAGACUGAGACAGACGCAUUUAAAAGAGAUUGAGAGCAAAGACGACGAGGUGGAGGAGAUCAGACAGUCCUGCAGCAAGAAGCUCAAGCAAAUGGAGGUGCAGCUGGAGGAGGAGUAUGAAGAGAAGCAGAAGGUCUUGCGGGAGAGGAGAGACCUGGAAGCCAAGCUGAUGAGCGCUCAAGACCAGGUGAGCCACAGAGAUGUGGAAACAGAAAAGCGUCUGAGGAAAGACCUGAAGCGCACAAAGGCGUUGCUGGCUGAUGCCCAGAUCAUGCUGGAUCACCUGAAGAACAAUGCUCCCAGCAAGAGAGAGAUCGCUCAGCUCAAGAACCAGCUCGAGGAAUCGGAGUUCACGUGUGCUGCUGCAGUCAAAGCCCGAAAGUCAAUGGAAGUGGAGAUCGAGGACCUCCAUGUCCAAAUGGAUGACAUAUCUAAAUCCAAGCAGGCGCUUGAGGAGCAGCUGAGUCGAUUGCAGAGGGAGAAGAAUGACCUGCAGUCUCGCAUGGAGGAGGAUCAGGAGGACAUGAACGAACUCAUGAAGAAACACAAAGCCGCUGUUGCCCAGUCCUCACAGAACCUGGCCCAGAUCAGUGACCUGCAGGCCCAGCUGGAGGAGGCCAUGAAGGAGAAACAGGACGUCCAGGAGAAGCUCACAGCCCUGCAGAGUCAGCUAGAGUUCCAAGAGCAGUCCAUGGUGGACAAGUCUCUGGUCAGCCGGCAGGAGGCCAAGAUCCGUGAGCUGGAGACCAAGCUGGAGUUCGAGAAGACACAGGUCAAACGCUUGGAGAGCCUUGUAGCGAGGCUGAAAGAGAAUCUCGAGAAGUUGACUGAGGAACGAGACCAACGUAGUGCCAGCGAGAACCGGGAGAAAGAGCAGAACAAGCGCCUCCUGAGGCAGAUCCGAGACGCCAAGGAGGAGAUGGCCGAGCUGGCCAAGAAGGAAGCGGAAGCCAGCCGCAAGAAACACGAGCUGGAAAUGGAUAUUGAGAGUUUGGAAGCAGCCAACCAUAGUCUCCAGGCGGAUCUCAAGCUGGCCUUCAAGAGGAUCGGAGACCUCCAGGCUGCUAUUGAGGAUGAGAUGGAGAGUGAUGACAAUGAGGAUCUCAUCAACAGUUUACAAGACAUGGUGACUAAGUAUCAGAAACGAAAGAACAAGAUCGAGGGCGCCUCUGAUACCGACUCUGAGGUGGAGGGCCGCGUUGACGGGGUAAAGUCAUGGCUGUCCAAAAACAAGGGCUCUGCCAAGAACCUGUCAGAUGAUGGUAGUCUGAAGAGCUCAAGCCCACCCUCCAGUCGCAGACGCUUCUGCCUUGACAGAUCUGACGAGGAAGAGGAAGAAGAAAAAGAGGAAGGGAGCAUGGGCCGAAGCACCUACCGCUCUACAAACGCAGCAGCUACCUGAACGACAGCGAUGGCGAAACCACUGCGUAGCCACCCCCCACGCACACAUUCACCUGCACUCACGUUCAUAAAAAGGAGGACUUAA